Molecule: messenger RNA, 2225 nt
Organism: Biomphalaria glabrata
Lineage: Eukaryota; Metazoa; Mollusca; Gastropoda; Planorbidae
Product: ADP-ribosylation factor-like protein 6
Exons: 2
Coding region: 200-772 (190 amino acids)
Biological process (GO): cilium assembly; vesicle-mediated transport; protein localization to cilium
Cellular component (GO): cytoplasm; axoneme
Molecular function (GO): GTPase activity; GTP binding
Source: RefSeq, a predicted model, not a curated record
UCUAUAACUCUUACCAAGAGACGAUGGUUGCGUAUGACUUUCAUCUGUUCUUUAACAACUAUCAAUCAUCAAUGUAAUAAUGUGAAUUUCUGUGCAUUACGACAAACAAUUUCAAGCUAAUUUCAUUGUUCUAGAUUAUAUUUCGUGAAGACUAUACGAAUAAUGCUAUGUUACACUUGAUCAUUAACUAUAAUAGACAAUGCCUUUUUUUGAUGCUCUGGCACGAUGGCUUGGUAUGAAGAAGAAGGAAGUGAAUGUGAUGGUUGUAGGUUUGGAUAAUAGUGGUAAAACUACCAUCAUCAAUCACUUCAAAUCUCCUGAGACAAAAAAUCAUGACAUUGUUCCAACUGUUGGUUUUAAUGUUGAGAAGUUCAAAUCAAAGUCUCUUGCAUUCACUGCAUUUGACAUGUCUGGACAAGGCCGAUAUAGGAACUUAUGGGAACAGUACUAUAAAGAGUGUGAUGGUAUUAUAUUUGUUAUAGACAGUAGUGAUAAGUUGCGUAUGGUGGUUGCAAAAGAAGAACUGAAUCUCUUAUUGGAAAAUCCUGAACUAAAAAACAGAUCUAUUCCAAUAUUAUUCUAUGCUAACAAAAUGGAUGCAAGAGAUGCAGUUUCAAGUGUUAAGUGUUCCCAUCUUUUGGAGCUACAGUCCUUAUCCAACAAGCCAUGGUUUAUAUGUGCCAGUAAUGCUUUGACUGGUGAAGGCUUGCAUGAAGGAGUAGAUUGGCUGACUGAUCAACUAAAAAUAGUUCUUCAAAAAAAGAAAAAAUAGUAGUGCUUUAUACAUGUCAUUGAUUAACAUGUUUUUUUAAAAAUAAUGCUGUGUGUUAAUAUAUUUUAUUUAUCUUAUUUCUGAGGCUUUUUUUCAGUCUCAUUAGUCUCAUUACUGUUUUUUUUUUGUUUUUUUUGUCUUUGCAGCAUGUGGAGACUAUGGUAUAAUGUUACAGUACAAAAAGAAAUUAACUAUAUCUUAAUUUAUUUGUUUGUAGAAAAGUUGCAAAUUUAACUAAAACAUUAUGGUUACUUUAAUAAUUGUUAACUUAUCAAUUCUCAAAUUACCUGAGACUUGCUGAAAUGGAAUCUCAUGUAACCCUUAGCAGAAAUGCCACUUUCAGGAGAUGGUCUCACUUAAAUGGAGAUAUAUUUUGUAAUUUGACAAGCAUGAAAUUUUAAAUAAAUCCUUUUUUUUUAACUACAAAAAAAUUCUAUUUACUUGUCUAUAAAUGAAUUAAAUAUGUGAAGUUGGACUGAUGAACAUUUAUUAAAUUAGGCAGCCUGGUCAUAUAGUAUGGGCUUCAAACUGUCAUCUGGAUAGAUGGUCCAAAGUAUGAGACUUGCCCACUUUAUUUACUUGCUGUCAAGAGACAUAGUUAUCUUCAUUUCUAAAAGAAUAUCUAAAAAACAACAACAAAAAACUUAAGCUUAUUACCCAGAAAACAAAUAUCUACAUGAUAUGCUUUUUUUUUAAAAAUAAAUUAAAUUCUGAAUGGCAGGUGAAUGAAUUAUGGAUAAAUGAUAAUGAUUUUUGAGACUCUCAGGUUGGCUACCCAUUAGAUAUGGGUCAAGGCAAUAACAUUUUUAUUCAAAUUUUAAAUUUCUAAUCAGGUCUCCAUAGGAUUACAAUCCAAAACAUUAGAUUACCAUGUUGUUUGGUGGAACAAAAUCACUUGCUGAGUAUGUAUAUUGGUAUUUCACUUUUUAUUACAUAAACAUAACAAUCUUAAUGUUUAAAAAUCUAUAGAUGGCCUGUACAUUGGAAUGUUAAACUAAGCUAACUAGAUUAACCCCCAAACUGGAUAUCUGAUGUUAUUUAAAACAAGCUAUUUUCUACUUCUAGAAAAAAAAAAUUAAUUGCAUGAAUCUCUUGCAAGAAAUCAAGAAAAUCCACCUUCUAUCAUAUCUGGAAUAAGAGUGCUUGGAAAGAAAUUGUCCAUAACAAUUUGUGUAACUGGUCUCUUUCUGUAACCUGGUAUAAUUAGAAUAUUUUAGCAUUCACUGUCUACUUAGGUUAUAUGUUGAAUUCAUAAACAUUCAAAGGGAAUAGUUUUUUUCAGCUCAAUUUAAAUCCUAAUUUACAAGUUAAAACCAUCUUAGAAAUUCAAACUUGUACCAUCAGAUUAGCAGUCAAACAUUUUAGGCCUCCCUACCACUAGCCGACACUUCAACUUCUUGUAACUAUUUUUAUAGAAGCUUAGAUAAUAAAGACUUAUGUAAUUUAUCUUUAA